Molecule: messenger RNA, 2079 nt
Organism: Schistocerca cancellata (South American locust)
Lineage: Eukaryota; Metazoa; Arthropoda; Insecta; Orthoptera; Acrididae
Exons: 2
Coding region: 19-1917 (632 amino acids)
Source: RefSeq, a predicted model, not a curated record
UCUCCGCAGCCUUUCAGGAUGAGAUUCGAAGGUGCCUUCGCAAUUCUGCUGGCGCUGUGUGCCAUCUCUUAUUUCCCGGGAAGUUUACAGAGGAGUGUCAAAGGAAAUGCAGACAGACCAUUGAUGUAUGAAGAGUUAAACGAUGCACGGUGGCAUGACUGGCGAUUAGAGGUGAUUUCAUCACUUGGAAAAGCCACAUCGCUGACAGCCAGGCGCACUGACGGCGCACUGUCGUCAGCCGCGCCCACCGACCCACCGUCGUCAGCCGCGCCCACCGACCCACAGUCGUCAGCCGCGCCCACCGACCCACCGUCGUCAGUCGCGCCCACCGACCCACCGUCGUCAGCCGCGCCCACCGACCCACCGUCGUCAGCCGCGCCCACCGACCCACCGUCGUCAGCCGCGCCCACCGACCCACCGUCGUCAGCCGCGCCCACCGACCCACCGUCGUCAGCCGCGCCCACCGACCCACCGUCGUCAGCCGCGCCCUCCGACCCACCGUCGUCAGCCGCGCCCACCGACCCACCGUCGUCAGCCGCGCCCACCGACCCACCGUCGUCAGCCGCGCCCACCGACCCACCGUCGUCAGCUGCGCCCACCGACCCACCGUCGUCAGCCGCGCCCACCGACCCACCGUCGUCAGCCGCGCCCACCGACCCACCGUCGUCAGCCGCGCCCACCGACCCACCGUCGUCAGCCGCGCCCACCGACCCACCGUCGUCAGCCGCGCCCACCGACCCACCGUCGUCAGCCGCGCCCACCGACCCACCGUCGUCAGCCGCGCCCUCCGACCCACCGUCGUCAGCCGCGCCCUCCGACACACCGUCGUCAGCCGCGCCCACCGACCCACCGUCGUCAGCCGCGCCCUCCGACCCACCGUCGUCAGCCGCGCCCUCCGACACACCGUCGUCAGCCGCGCCCACCGACCCACCGUCGUCAGCCGCGCCCACCGACCCACCGUCGUCAGCCGCGCCCACCGACCCACCGUCGUCAGCCGCGCCCACCGACCCACCGUCGUCAGCCGCGCCCUCCGACCCACCGUCGUCAGCCGCGCCCUCCGACACACCGUCGUCAGCCGCGCCCACCGACCCACCGUCGUCAGCCGCGCCCACCAACCCACCGUCGUCAGCCGCGCCCACCGACCCACCGUCGUCAGCCGCGCCCACCGACCCACCGUCGUCAGCCGCGCCCUCCGACCCACCGUCGUCAGCCGCGCCCUCCGACCCACCGUCGUCAGCUGCGCCCUCCGACCCACCGUCGUCAGCCGCGCCCAUCGACCCACCGUCGUCAGCCGCGCCCACCGACCCACCGUCGUCAGCCGCGCCCACCGACCCACCGUCGUCAGCCGCGCCCACCGACCCACCGUCGUCAGGCGGGCCCACCGACGCACCACCGACAGGCGGGCCCACCGACGCACCUCCGACAGGUGGGCCCACCGACGCACCUCCGACAGGCGGGCCCACCGACGCUUCUCCUACAGGCGAGCCCACCGACGCUUCUCCUACAGGCGAGCCCACCGACGCACCUCCGACAGGCGGGCCCACCGACGCUUCUCCUACAGGCGAGCCCACCGACGCUUCUCCGACAGGCGGGCCCACCGACGCUUCUCCUACAGGCGAGCCCACCGACGCACCUCCGACAGGCGGGCCCACCGACGCUUCUCCUACAGGCGAGCCCACCGACGCUUCUCCGACAGGCGGGCCCACCGAUGCACCACCGACAGGCGGGCCCACCGACGCACCUCCGACAGGCGGGCCCACGGAUGAACCUACGGGUGGGCCCACAGAUGGUCCUACGGGUGGGCCAUCUGAUGCCCCUGCAUCCACACCAACCCCAAACAAUUCUUUGUCGUUUGCAGGCAGCUCAUUUGUGGUAGUGAGUGCGACACUUCUGACUCUGGCAGUCUCUUGGGGCUGAUGAAUUGAUCUCACGAAUGGAAUUCAUUAUUUUUUAAUUUGUUCAUUAUCCUGCUAUCUUGAUAGUGUUAUUGUGGUUUUGAGAAACAUUCUGUUCUUAAUAAAACUUCACGUAUUAUCUUCACGUAUUAUUUAUCGGGAAUCUUUGCUCCUUUAUGCUUAG